GCAGACUGCUAUUUGCGAUUCAUUUCACUGCAGCCUGCAGAAAUUUGUUAGAACAAAUUAAAAACGCAAUAGAACUGCUAUUGCAAAUGCUGCACAGCUAGUAGAAAGCAGCUUUGCCUCGAAAUCUAAAGCAAUUAACUGUGUUCAACGUGUAGAAUAAGCUAUAAAAGUGGGUGUAAACGUUGUGCAAAAACGUCGUACCCUCCCUCUUCUUUGUGUUUGUUUUUGAUAUUUUUUGUUUGUUACGAUAGUCGAAUGGGCGAAGGGGUGGUGGCAAGGGAGCACCAGCACAAGUGAUUUUCCACAUUAAGCAUCUGCGGGUCGGGGGACAAUACGACAUUGCGAAAAUGACUCGCACAGUCCACACUCUGACGGCGACGUUGAUUUUCUACGCUUUUGUGCAAACAGUUACAUGUUUCAUGGUUCUAAUAAAUGCACCCGACCAGGCGCUCAUUGGAUCCACGGUGAACGUGACUGCCACGCUGUUCGACGGCAACAAACCCGCCCCCGACGGCACCUACAAGUUCGUUUGGAAGGACAAUGCGGGCCAUCGAAAGGAGAUUGAGACAACCCAAGCCGUUAGCAACUGGACAUUUGAGUACACCAAGGAUCACAUGCAGCCGGGUGAGCGGGUCGUGGAAGUGAGAGUUGAUAAGUCCUAUCUGUUUUGGAUAACGGUGGCCGAGAACAAGUCCAGCAUUAUGUUGGAUGACACGCUGGGCGGCAGGCUGGAGCUCAUUCAGGGCAAUGCGUCGCGGCCGCAUGACUUUGUUUCCACCCAAGGAGCAGUGAAUCAUAGUAUAUCGCUGUGGCCGGCCGACCUAGAGUUUCUGCGGGAGAACGGCUAUCACAUUCAGACGUACUGGUUUCAAAAUUGCACAUAUCUAGGCAUGUCGAGUGCCUUGGACUAUCUGGCCACAUAUCAGAAGGCAGAGCAAUAUUAUGAUAUCGAGGUUCUGGUCGUUGCGUCGCUGGACUGGCCGCCCGAGCCCACGCCCUCCACGACCACGACGACUACCACGACCACGACAACGACCACGACCAGUACGACGACGACAACUAGCACAACACCUGCAACUACCACAUCCACCUCGAGCACCACAACCCCAGCCACAACGACUACAACCAGUACCACUCCCAAGCCGCCCACGCGCUCCAAACGCGACUUAAUUCAGGCUAUGCACGCCAAUGCCGCCAUUCUUGGCCUGAACUUAACCAGUGCCCUGAAGGAGCAACAGCAGAACGCAGAUUCCUCUUCGAACGUAUCGGUUGCUCUGGUCAAUCCUCUGGGCGUGCGGAGGGUUUCCCAUCUCACUGUUGUGCCUGGCGUGGAGCCGCCAUACAAUUGCGUCGAUAGAAAGAUCAUAGCGCAGGAUUCGCGUAAGAUCUAUGGGUACUUCCAGCAUCGCAUUGUGUCCAAGGAUCCGGUUGUCAGCUUCGGUACCACCGGCAAGAACUGGCUGCAGCACUGGGAGAUGCUUAGCCUAGACGUCAGCUGCAAGGGGUCGCCGCCAUUCGAUGUCUGCGUGAAGGUCUACAAUGCACCCUAUAAUGCCACAGGCAAUGAGACGUGCACCAUCUAUGAUGUGUACAACAAGUGUGCGUUUAGCUACAAGCGUUACUUCUCCGAAAGUAAAACCAUAUUGUUUGUCAUACGCAACGAGGUCUCGCAGACGGUCAACCAGGUCACCAUCAACAUGUACGAAGCCCAGAAGCAGUCGCAGCUUUCCGUAGUGGUUGUGCCUGUUACCUGUACUCUGAUGGCCGUCAUACUCGUGGUCUUUGGCGUGGCCUACUACAUACAGAGCCGGAAUCGUUUCACCGUGGAAGUGGCUGACUUCAAUUUCGGGGACACGCAGUCGGUGGACAUGGAGUACAAGACGUUCUCGCAGCGUCUCAUCGACAGCAUACGUGAUGUUUGGGCAUGGCCGGGCCCACGGCGCCACUCGCAGUCCAGUACAGAUCUCAUGGCCGACGAGCCAACCAAUUCGCAGGCGGGCGGCUUUGGCGGCAAUGUCGGCGAUGUGGACAGCAAUCUGCGCUACAACACUUUCAACUGAACCCCGUCGGAAGAGUUAGGUUGGAAUAUAUUGUUACCUAUACAGAUUAAUCAAUUAAUUUAAUUUCUGCUCUUAAGUUAUAUAUUUUUUGUUAUGUAUAUCUAUGAUGUGCACGUUCUUGUGCGUUUAGUCAUUUUCUUAUUGUACCAGCACGCCGCGCUCUCGGGUGUUUUCUGGUGGUAUCUAUAUGUACAUUUAUUCUGAUGAUUGAAGGAGUCUUUCUUUAUGUUUUCAUUCCUUUCCUAUAUAAGUAUCCCUUCCCUCCCUCAUCUUUGUCCACAUUUACGCACACACACACACUUGCUCAUUAAUGGCCAAAUGUCGAGUAAUAAUUACAAACGCAAUAUCGGAUGUGUAGUCGGUUCGAGAACAAUCCUUUCGGAUAUUGUACAAGACUGUCUUUGUUCCAACCGCAAAAUGGAAAAAUGUAUACAUUACAUAUGCGUAUAAAGUUGUUCGUAAACGAGUUUAUUGCUAGCAUAAGUCAAUUUGAUUGUUCCCAAUAUGUAACGUGAUCCAAAUUCUAUGACAGACACACACAAGACACACAUUUAAACACGCGUACACAAAUAUUCAUUGUGAUAGAUAAUAGAGAAAAACAGUAUAUGUAUGUAUGUUUAACGGAGAAGAACAGUUUAAAGAAACCCGUAUACUUAUAAAGAUAAAUGCUACUAAACACAAUCAAAA
Molecule: messenger RNA, 2747 nt
Organism: Drosophila miranda
Lineage: Eukaryota; Metazoa; Arthropoda; Insecta; Diptera; Drosophilidae
Exons: 7
Coding region: 348-2060 (570 amino acids)
Source: RefSeq, a predicted model, not a curated record